CAGCAGUUCCAGCCGUCCUGAAUCCUCCACUUCAUCAUGUCUUAUUCUUUUCCAGUUCCCAGCACCCUGGUCGCUCCAAUCAGGAAGUUCAAGGACAAGGAUGGAAAGGAGCCCAAACGUGGAGACCUGAUCCAGAUCUUCCGUCGUUUGUAUCAGCACUGGGCUGUUUAUGUUGGUGGUGGAGACGUCGUUCACUUCAAACCAGCUGGGCGAGAUGGUGGUGAUAUUGCUUGUCAUGGUAAAGGCCAAGUGUUGAAGGAGAACUGGGAGGACGUGGUGGAGAACGACAAGUGGAGAGUUAAGAAUCGCCUGGAUAAGAAAUACAGACCUCGUCCAGCUAAUGAAAUCGUGGAGGACGCCUGUUCUAUGUUGGAUGAAGAACCGGAGUACAACCUGGUGAAGUACAACUGUGAACACUUCGCCAAUGAGAUGCGCUACGGCAAGCCUAAAAGUCGGCAGGUGAAGGCUGCAACGGCAGGAAUAACAGCAGCAUUACUAGCAAUAGUACAAAUAACAUUAACAAUCUUGGGAUACUUUAAGCAAGGUAAAGGCAGAAGGAGCAGGGCCCUUGUGGACAGCAUCGUGCAUGAUCAGUCAUUGGCCGGGUUUCCCUGAUCCAACCUCUCUUAAGGAUUUAAGAGAGGUUCAAAAAAGGUUUCUACUAAGAAGGGACCCUAAGAUACGAGUGUUUCCCAGAUGACUUCUUAACACCGUCCUUUAGUUUCGCUCUUUUAGAAGCUCUUUGGAGCAGCUGUCCACCACCACGGUUCUCAAACCAAAUCAAUCGAUGCCAGGCAAAUCGAUCACCGAUCACUAUCAGCGCAUUUUCAGACGUAGCACUGCUACCUAACGCACUAAUUCCCUGCUGCCUGUGCGUUAUGUGAAUUAUGGUUCCGCGUUAAAUCGACGCCGUAGCCUACGCCGUAGGGUCUGCGUUGGUGUAACGCAGAAACAUAAAUCAGCCUUGACUGGUGAAGAGAGACGUUGCAGUCGCAGCGUCGGCGAGCCGUCAGAUGAUGAUCCGUUUAUCACUAUCUGCGGGAAUUUUACACAUCGUCUCUCAAAGAGUCCGAUGGUAGAAAUCUAACUUUUCUGUGCAUAUUAUGUCCACCUGCGCUGAGAAAACAAGUCAGAGCGUCUGCCUCGUCAACUUCACAUUGGAAAUGUCAUGUGGAGUUAAAGCAUCCGUCCAGUGUGAGGAAAUAUCUGCGAGUCCUUGACAAUUAAAAAAGUUCCCAGAAAGAGCAAGAAGACCCAACAGCCCCAAACGACCCCAGUCCCACUGCUGAUAGUUAUGAUGAUCGUUUUAUUUGUGCGUAAUGCAUAAAACAUAUACAGGAACACACUUGUUAUUCCUUAUUUUUCUUUUUUUUCCCCCCUUUGCUGUCACCAAUGAAUGCUAAACAAUAUAAAUCUAAAGUAUAAAAUAGAUCAAAAUGAGUGCGUGUGUAUUGUUUUAAUAUCUCAUUGCUUGGUGUGAUAUUGAUUUGCCUGACGGGGCUGGAUCUGUGAGUCUUUGUUCACUAAGAUGGUUGUAAAGACUGGGUCAGCAGCAUCUUUCAUUUCCUUCUAAAUGAAAGAGAUUCUUAAGCUAAGAGCAACUCUGGGAAACAGGUUUUUCUUUCACAGACUCCUUAAGAAGGUUUGAAAGAAGUCUUUUGUUGUUAAGAGCUUCUUAACUGAUCUGGGAAACCGGGCCAUUAACAACUAAGAAAAUGUAACUUGCAUAUCAAUCCAUGAUUCUUAUUUUAUAAAGUUUGGUCAAAUCCACAUGAUCUAACUUCAGAAGUGAAGGUUCCAGUUCAGACUUAUUGGAAACAACUUAAUCAAUAAUGUUUUCUUCUUCAACUGAGGAGGAGCAUGAUUCUUAUGUCAAAGAAAUCCAAUAUUUCAUAUGAUAUAAACACUAAUAUUAUUGAGGCUGAUCAGAUGAAUCAAUAAUAAAAUUCAUACAUUUAAAAUGAAUCCUUUCUUUGUUUUGUUUCAUGAAAGUACUUCAACGUAUUAUUUACACGGAUCUUUAGAUGUUCAUUGAUGCUGGAUUUCUUUAUCAUGUUAUUGAAUAUGUUUCCAUGUAUUUCAGUCCUGAUUAUAUCUGAUUCCUGAAUCUGAAUAUUCAAGAUUAAAGAUCAUUUCUGAUCACAUACAUAGACAGACACUAAACCAAUGUUUUAAUCUGCUCCAAAUAUUGUUCUAUUAAGUAUGAACCAGGUGUUAGAUAACAAGCAGGAAUGAAGCCCAUUCCCAGCCAUCCUCCCCAUCUCUCUGCUGGACUAAAUUAGGAGUAUUAUUGAUGGCAUUGCGCACUGUACGGUGCGUGUCGCCGCUUACCCUACGCCGUAGGCUCUGCGUUGGUGUAACGCAGAACCAUAAAUCAGCCUUGAGCAGCUCUGAGGGGAGACGGGAGGGGAGGAGGGGGAGCGGGGCUGCCGGGCCGUGCUGGGAGUGUCUUGAUGAUUUGCAAUUACAGGCUGAGCCUACCAUUCGUUUUUGAACUGUAAAAAGUGGGGGGGACAAAAACAUGAUUUUGAAAAGUGGGGGGGCAUGUCCCCCCUGUCCCCAGUGGAAAUUGCGCCCUUGCCGCAAGUAAUAAUCUAAAAGUGAAGAGUUUGUAUCGCUCACCUGCACAAACUGUUUUCUGUUUUCAAUGUAGCUUUUUAACCAGUUUAGCCCCCACCCCUCUGAUCCCAUAACUUUCCAGUUUUUGUAUUAAAAUAUCAUGAUUUAUUGUGUCGAACGCCUUCUUCAAAUCAAUAAAAACACCCACUGCAUACUU
Messenger RNA from Cololabis saira (Pacific saury), 2776 nucleotides. RefSeq names its product phospholipase A and acyltransferase 3-like. The record is from RefSeq and is a predicted model, not a curated record. Bases 37 to 615 code for a protein of 192 amino acids. Gene Ontology annotation, cellular component: cytoplasm. NCBI's taxonomy places the organism in Eukaryota, Metazoa, Chordata, Actinopteri, Beloniformes, Belonidae. Gene Ontology annotation, biological process: N-acylphosphatidylethanolamine metabolic process. The transcript has 6 exons. Gene Ontology annotation, molecular function: glycerophospholipid phospholipase A1 activity; A2-type glycerophospholipase activity.